CCCUUUCUUUUCCUAUAGCUUCCAGCCAGCAGUACUCUGAGUCAGACAUCUAUUGAAACUGACACCUACAGGGUUAAACCUAGCUGCUGGAGCCACCCCUCCUCCCCCCAGCCCCUUUUCACUGUGGGCUGGCAGCUGUCCUAACUGCUUACUGAAGCCAAAUGCUUGAGGAGAGAGAAAGGAGCCAGCCAUGAACCCUUUCCAGAAAAAUGAAUCCAAGCAAACUCUUUUUUCACCUGUCUGCACUGAAGAGGUACCACCUAGACCUCCCAGCCCUCCAGAGAAGCCACCUCCGAAAAUCUGUGGUUCCAGCUACCCAGUGAGCAUCGCCUUCAUUGUGGUGAACGAAUUCUGUGAACGCUUUUCCUAUUAUGGCAUGAAAGCUGUGCUGACCCUGUAUUUCCUGUAUUUCCUGCAUUGGAAUGAAGAUACCUCCACAUCCGUAUACCAUGCCUUCAGCAGCCUCUGCUAUUUUACUCCUAUCCUUGGAGCAGCCAUUGCCGACUCAUGGUUGGGAAAAUUCAAGACAAUCAUCUAUCUUUCAUUGGUGUAUGUGCUUGGCCAUGUGUUCAAGUCUUUGGGUGCCAUUCCAAUCCUGGGAGGAAAAACAUUACAUACAAUUCUGUCAUUGGUCGGCCUGAGUCUAAUAGCUCUGGGGACAGGAGGUAUCAAACCUUGUGUUGCAGCUUUUGGUGGAGACCAGUUUGAAGAAAAACAUGCAGAGGAACGGACUAGAUACUUCUCAGUCUUCUACCUGUCCAUCAAUGCAGGGAGUUUGAUUUCUACUUUUAUCACACCUAUGCUAAGAGGUGAUGUGCAGUGUUUUGGGGAAGACUGCUAUGCAUUGGCUUUUGGAGUUCCAGGAUUACUCAUGGUAAUAGCCCUUGCUGUGUUUGCAAUGGGAAGCAAGAUGUAUAGAAAACCACCUCCAGAAGGAAAUAUAGUGGGUCAAGUUAUCAAAUGUAUCUGGUUUGCUAUUUCCAACCGCUUCAAUAACCGCUCUGAGGACAUUCCGAAGCGACAGCACUGGCUGGACUGGGCAGCUGAGAAAUAUCCAAAGCAGCUCAUUAUGGAUGUGAAAGCUCUAACUAGAGUCCUGUUUCUUUAUAUCCCAUUGCCCAUGUUCUGGGCUCUUUUGGAUCAACAGGGCUCACGAUGGACGCUGCAAGCCACCAAGAUGAAUGGGAAUUUGGGUAUUUUUGAGCUUCAGCCGGACCAGAUGCAGGGAAUGACCCAACCCCAGCCUGGUUCCCAGGAAGUUUUCCUCCAAGUCUUGAACCUGGCAGAAGAUGAGGUACAGGUGACUGUGCUAGGAAAUAGAAAUAACUCAUUAUUGAUGGAGUCCAUCAAACCCUUUCAGGAAUCAACACAUUAUUCCAAACUGCAUCUGAACACAAAAAGCCAGGAUUUCCACUUCUACCUGAAAUAUCACAAUAUGUCUGUUCACACUAAGCUUCCUAUGGAGGAGAAGAAUUGCUAUAGUUUGAUCAUUCAUGAAAAUGGGAAAAAUAUUUCCAGCAAGAUGGUAAAGAAUGUAGCAAACAAAACCACUAGUGGGAUGACAGCCAUCAGGUUCAUUAACACAUUGCAUAAAGAUGUCAACAUCUCCCUGGGUACAGAUAUUCUUCUCAAUGUUGGUGAAGAAUAUGGUGUGUCGGCUUACAGAACUGUGCCAAGAGGAGAAUACCCUGAAGUGCAUUGUAAAACAGAAGAUAAGGACUUUUUUCUGGAUUUGGGUCUCUUGGACUUUGGUACAGCAUACCUUGUUGUUAUUAAAAAUGUCACUGGUCAAGGAUUUGAGGCUUGGAAGACAGAAGACUUCCCAGCCAACAAACUGUCCAUUGCAUGGCAACUACCACAAUAUGCCCUGGUUACAGCAGCUGAGGUCAUGUUCUCUGUCACAGGACUUGAGUUUUCUUAUUCUCAGGCUCCAUCUAGCAUGAAAUCUGUACUCCAGGCAGCCUGGUUGUUGACAGUUGCCAUCGGGAAUAUCAUCGUGCUUGUUGUGGCACAGUUCAGUGGCCUUGUACAGUGGGCUGAGUUUGUUUUGUUUUCUUGUCUCCUGCUGGUGGUCUGUUUGAUCUUCUCCAUCAUGGCCUACUACUAUGUUCCUGUAAAGUCAGAGGAUAUUCAUGGGCUAGCAAAAAAGCAGAUUCCUCAUAGCCAAGGAAGCUUGAUCAACCUAGAGACCAAGAGUACAAAGCUCUGAUGACUCCCUGGACUGACCUCAAUUCCUGGCCUUGAUCUCAACCAUCAUUUAUCUUCAACCAUUUUUUUCUCCUACUGAGUAGGAGAAAGCUCAUAGAGAGGUAGUAUCAUACCUGAAUUUAUAGCCUUCAUCAUUCUUUCAUGACAGAGACAAUUCUGAAACUAGGUUUAUCUCCAUGAUUCUGUGUUUUCCUGGAUAGCAAUGAACUCAAUAAACCUUGCAUGAAGUUGCUCAAGCUGGCCUGAUGUCUCCAAAUGGCCAUGAAAACAUAAUGCAUAAUUGAGAUAAGUCUCAUUCCAUAUGCAAGGUUAUAGGAGAUUACUGCCUGCCCAAAUUCUUACCACUUAGAACUGACAAGUCUACUUUCAGAGGUACUGGUUUAGAAGCAAAAAUGCAGGGUAAGAGAUGUGCUAUUUCAAGUUUCUUUACUACCAAUAUUAUUGUGUUUUUCACAAGACUUCAAGAAUAAUAUGUAUGGUAUGAUCAGGUCCAGGGUCUGUCUUGUCAGCUAUUUAAGUCUGGUAUGAUCUUAGAUAGUAUAAGACAGAGUACUUUUAUUAACACAGAGAAGAUAUGCUUUUCUGAUUCCUACAGUAUUUUAUCUACUCACCUAAACACCUCUUUCAACACUGAUACAUCUUGAAAACCAUAUUAAAGAGAGUAAACAUAGUUGUAGUGAAUAAGAGCAAUAUAAAUUGUAGAACUCUUCACAAGCCAUUCAUUUUUCUUCAAUGCAAGGAACUAUGAUAUUUCUGUCCUGGUAUACCCUUCUGUGGGCAGCUUUGUAAGACAGUAACUAUAAUUUUGCAACCAGGCUUUUCAGUAUUGCCAAGGCAGCUUUAUUAUUAUUAUUACAUUUUUGAUCUUGCUUAUUGCAACAAUUCUUCAAUAACAAAGUACUCUCAAGAGUUCAGCUUCCUUUUUACAUUCUUCCAGUGAGCCUCAAAGUAGAUUGGUUUUGCAAUGUUUUCCUGCUUACUUUUCCCAUAGUUUUUAAUGGCCAUUUCUUCCUUUAGUCUUGGAAAUCUCCUGUUUAUUCCAAAAGGAUACUACUAAUGCUCUAAGUUUAAGGCUCUAAAUGGUAGUUUUCAAUACAACAGAAUUAUCCUGCAUUAGGAUCCUAUUAAAAUCCGUGUGAGAGUGAGGAGUACAGGCUGAGGGAUAUCUGUAUAUGUGAAUAAAAAACGUUGGGAGACAUUACCUAGCAUGUAAUGAGUGAAUUAAGAGGACAGAGCUUGGCACAAUUGUGCAAUGUGUUGCUAACAGGAAAAAAAUGCCCAGACUCCCUACAUGAGAGCCUUACUUCCAUUUGUCUUCCUUUGUUAAUCUAAUUCAGAACAGUGCUGUUAAGUCUCGUAUUGCUAAUAGUGUAACAGGUACGAGAAUUUGUUUUCCCCCACUCCAAGCUUUAUAUAUUUUAUUUCUAAUGACCAAGGUUUAAAGACCAAAAGUGCACAAGCAGUAACAACACUACUGAGUUUCUGCAGGUACAUUGAUGUUUUAACCUAGCCUUACUCCUUUAGAAGAUGAUCUGUUCAUUUUUAACCCAAACCAUUUUAUGAAGUUUGUUGUAAGAGGUAUUAAUACUGUUUGUGAAUAAAAAUGUUUAUGGACAAAUACAUAUGGGAAAUGUAGCAUACUCUGCUUUUCAUCAUAUUUUCUAUUAAAGACUGAGUAUGGUAAGUCA
Dipodomys ordii (Ord's kangaroo rat) is the source of this 3896-nucleotide messenger RNA. It is a transcript of the gene Slc15a2, whose product is annotated as solute carrier family 15 (oligopeptide transporter), member 2. Gene Ontology annotation, biological process: oligopeptide transport; transmembrane transport. The record is from RefSeq and is a predicted model, not a curated record. Bases 191 to 2209 code for a protein of 672 amino acids. The transcript is spliced from 20 exons. Gene Ontology annotation, molecular function: dipeptide transmembrane transporter activity. NCBI's taxonomy places the organism in Eukaryota, Metazoa, Chordata, Mammalia, Rodentia, Heteromyidae. Gene Ontology annotation, cellular component: membrane.